This is a messenger RNA of Pogonomyrmex barbatus (red harvester ant), 950 nucleotides long. It is a transcript of the gene Tdg, whose product is annotated as Thymine DNA glycosylase. NCBI's taxonomy places the organism in Eukaryota, Metazoa, Arthropoda, Insecta, Hymenoptera, Formicidae. Gene Ontology annotation, cellular component: nucleus. Gene Ontology annotation, molecular function: DNA binding; pyrimidine-specific mismatch base pair DNA N-glycosylase activity; uracil DNA N-glycosylase activity. The record is from RefSeq and is a predicted model, not a curated record. Gene Ontology annotation, biological process: base-excision repair, AP site formation.
GUAUCCAUCACCGGUGCAGAAUGGAGGACCAAAUGGUACGACGACAAUGAGUUGCGCGAGUUCUCAAGGGGUGAUGGUGAAGCAGGAGGCGAGGGACGACGGUUACGAGACGAGUCCGGACCUCGAGAUGAGAAGCACCGGCGGUGACAGCAGUCAGCAGUAUCACACGCCGCUGACACCACACACGCCGCACACACCGCACACGCCGCACACGCCCCUCACGCCGAUAUCGGCGACAGCGCAUCAACCCCAGCAGCCGGGCUCGACCGCCUCCGCCCUCGGACAGGUCGCGAUAAAAUGCGAGACGCCAGUGGACCCGUAUUCGUUCGUCGACGAGGAGAUGUCGAUGGGCGGCAUGAGGACGGCGAGCAGUCCAGGCGGCGGCGGCGGCGGCGGCGGCGGCAAUCCCGAGAACAUGACGUGUCCGGGCGGCGCCCAACCUGGGCUGGGUACACCCACGUCGACACCGCCCGGGGCGCUGCCCGGGCCACAACAUCAUCAGAUGAAUCUCGUGAUGAACGGCGCCGCCAGCGUCAAUCCACAGCUGGCGCAUCAGCCGAAGAAGCGAGGCCGCAAAAAAAAGUCGGAGAUGAUACUCACCCCCGAAGAAGCGGAGCUCGCGGAGGCCAAGAAACGCGCAAAGACGUACAAAGAGAGAAAGAAGCACGACAGGUUCGACGGGAUGCCGGAAGAGGAAGUGAGCAAACGCGUUUUACCGGAUCACCUCACCAACAACCUUGACAUUAUUAUAAUUGGUAUCAAUCCCGGACUGUUCGCAGCUUACAAGGGACAUCAUUACGCUGGACCUGGAAAUCAUUUCUGUAAGUUAUUCUAUUAAUCUGUGACAUUAUCUUUAUUGUAUGGCUAUCAUUUGAUGCUCAUUUCAUCAAGAAUUACGACCUAAUCAUAAAAUAACAACAUAGCAUUAAUUAGCAAAAUGAGGAUAUUUU